GAUGUUGGGAGAUGAAAAUGAAAGGCAGCAGUUCUGUUGGAAUUGUUUUCCAUGACAUCUAUUGUGGAGAUUUUUGACAUUAACAUCUUCCCAGUAGAAAUACUUGUAUGCAAAUCUUUUUCUUCAGGUGGUAAUUCUGAAGUAUCCUAACUGUCCUUGGUUUGAUAUGUAGUAUCUUCUGGUCAAGUUUGGAAGCAUUUGUGGUGCAACUGUGACCAAGAUUUGGAAACCAAAUGUUACCCACGUGAUUGCAGCCACAGAUACAAAUGGUGCAUGCAGUAGGACAUUGAAAGUUCUCAUGGCUAUUCUGAAUGGAAGGUGGAUCAUUACAAUGGACUGGAUAAAAGCUUGCAUGGAAGCAAAACAUCCUGUGGAUGAAGAACUAUAUGAAGUUAGCUUAGACAACCACGGUUGUUGGGAUGGACCCAAAACAGGCAGACUUAGGGCCUUAAUCAAUAAACCUAAGCUUUUCGGUGGCCUAAAUUUCUAUUUUGUUGCGGACUUUGUGCCAGCUUACAAGCAUGACCUCUUAAAUUUGGUACUAACAGCUGGUGGUACUGUUAUUGAAAGAAAGGAUCAGUUAAUGGGACAAAGUCAUGAUGCCCACAGAACUCCAUCAGCAACACUAGUAGUUUAUAACCAGGAUCCCCCACCGGGUUGCAAGCUGGGAGAAGAGGGUUCCAUUUUGUUGCAGAGAUCAGCAGCUGCACAGGAUUUGGCUAAUGAGAUUGGAUCCAAGGUCAUUACGCACACGUGGAUUUUGGAAUCAAUUGCUGCAUGCAAGCUGCAGCCUUUACCAUGUUAAGAAAAUUGACAUAUUAAUGUCAGGAUCCUUUUUGCUUCAAUCCCUUCAUGUAAAUUUAUCCCUCUUUUGAAUGAUGAUGAGAUAAAUCUAGUUCUUUUUUCCCUGGGGCUGCUUUAUCUUGAAUGUGUAAUAAGGGUUCAAUGUUAGCAAGUGAUUUU
Ilex paraguariensis (yerba mate) is the source of this 963-nucleotide messenger RNA. The record is from the annotation of a GenBank genome assembly. Lineage: Eukaryota; Viridiplantae; Streptophyta; Magnoliopsida; Aquifoliales; Aquifoliaceae.